Fibroporia radiculosa is the source of this 354-nucleotide messenger RNA. RefSeq lists its product as uncharacterized. The record is from RefSeq and is a predicted model, not a curated record. Lineage: Eukaryota; Fungi; Basidiomycota; Agaricomycetes; Polyporales; Fibroporiaceae. Bases 1 to 354 code for a protein of 117 amino acids. Gene Ontology annotation, cellular component: lumenal side of endoplasmic reticulum membrane; cytoplasmic side of endoplasmic reticulum membrane; membrane. Gene Ontology annotation, biological process: membrane protein proteolysis. Gene Ontology annotation, molecular function: aspartic endopeptidase activity, intramembrane cleaving. The transcript has 3 exons.
AUGACCCAGCCUGACUGGGAUGUCAUCUCGUCCUACGUCGGCCUCCUCAGUCUCGCGACAGUUUCCAUCUACGCCGGCUCACAUGGCUCCGUAACGAUACGCAAGGAAAGGCCCACAGAAGGACAGCCCAUGUUAGAGGGAGGGGAAGACGAAGACGAAGAAGAGAUACCCGACCGCUUGUCCGCCAGUGAUGCCUAUCUCUUUCCUGUUAUCGGGUCCGUAGUCUUAUUCGGACUCUAUCUGGUGGUGAAGUACUUUGGCCAAGAGUGGAUCAACUGGCUUCUGCAGUGGUACUUCACGUUUGCCGGGGUUGGCAGUGUUGGCAAGGCAAGUUCACUGCCCGUUCAAUCUUGA